Molecule: messenger RNA, 1056 nt
Organism: Dentiscutata heterogama
Lineage: Eukaryota; Fungi; Glomeromycota; Glomeromycetes; Diversisporales; Gigasporaceae
Source: the annotation of a GenBank genome assembly
AUGUAUACUCGUGGACGUUCUAGGUCCCCACGAUCUCUGCCUCGGAGACACUCUAAGUCUUCACGAUCUCCACUUCGUAGACGUUCUAGGUCUCCACGAGCUUCACCUCGUAGACGUUCUAGGUCUCCACGAGCUUCACCUCGUAGACGAUCUAGAUCUUCACGAUCUCCACCUCGUAAACGCUCACGAUCUCCACCUCAUAGACGCUCACGAUCUCCACCUCGUAGACGUUCUAAAUCCCCACGAUCUUUGCCUCGUAGGCGUUCCAAAUCACCACGACCUUUGCCUCGUAGACGUUCAAGAUCUCCACAAUCUCUACCUCGCAGACGUUCUCGAUCGCGAACUCGCGUUGUGCGUUCGCCUGUGCGUUCACCUGUGCGUUCACCUGUUCGUUCACCUGUUCGUUCACCCGUUCGCUCCCCUCCUCAAAAGCGUUCAAGGUCACGUUCUCGCGCCUCUGAGGAGUCCUCCAAGGAUGACAAAUCAUCACAGGCUGUAGUAAAGCCUAAUUUCGAGCUAUCUGGCAAACUUGCCGCGGAGACCAACACGGUUAAUGGUGUUGUAUUGAAAUAUCAUGAGCCUUCUGAAGCAAGAAAACCAACAAAGAAAUGGAGAUUGUAUGUGUUUAAAGACACUGAACAGCUAGAUGUCCUUCAUGUUUAUCGCCAAAGUGCUUAUCUGCUAGGUCGUGAUAGGAAAGUAAGUGGUCCUCCCUUUUCAGAUUGUUUUCAAAUGAUACCCGACUACGUUUCACAUAUCUAUACCCUUAAUAAGGUUGCAGAUAUUCCAAUUGAUCACCCAUCCUGCUCCAGUCAACAUGCAGUUUUGCAAUUUCGACAAGUAGUUGUUACUGACGAAAAUACUGGAGAGAAGAAAGCUGAGGUCAAACCAUACAUAAUUGAUCUCGAAUCAACUAACCAUACAUUUGUAAAUAAAGCAGAAAUUCCGACCUCAAGAUAUGUGGAAUUACGUCCAUCAGAUGUGAUCAAAUUUGGUUUCAGCACUCGUGACUACGUUUUAAUUCACGAAGAAGAAGCAGAAUAUUCCACCAUAUAG